Betta splendens (Siamese fighting fish) is the source of this 4818-nucleotide messenger RNA. It is a transcript of the gene znf319b, whose product is annotated as zinc finger protein 319b. Gene Ontology annotation, biological process: regulation of DNA-templated transcription. Lineage: Eukaryota; Metazoa; Chordata; Actinopteri; Anabantiformes; Osphronemidae. The record is from RefSeq and is a predicted model, not a curated record. The transcript is spliced from 3 exons. Gene Ontology annotation, molecular function: RNA polymerase II cis-regulatory region sequence-specific DNA binding; DNA-binding transcription factor activity, RNA polymerase II-specific. The coding region runs from base 522 to 2363 and encodes 613 amino acids.
AUCCAUCUAUGUGUGUGCGUGAGAGUGCGUGAGAGUGUGUGUGUUGUGAGCGUGCCAAUUAACUCUUGCUUCAUUCAUGUUCCCGUGCGCUGACAGAGCUCACAAGCUAGCCGUUAGCUAGCUAGCAAUGUAGGACAAAAUGUUUUAUUUUACGCCAGCCGAGAAGAUGCCGUGAGGGCCAAAUAAUUGUAUUCGUGAUAGGGUAUCGUUUUUGGGGCGAUUCAGGUAAUAGCGGGACAAUCUUUGUCCGAUUUAAUGACUACGGUUCCCGGCCCUUGGAGCACCAGCGCUCGAACAAGAGAGCAUCCGAGCACCGUUUGCGUGUAUGAUGCGGGGACCUCAGUAUUUGAAAACACCUGAAGGUCAAGAAUAAAGUGAAAGAAGGUGUCUCCUUAGAUCUGCCCACGCCAGGCUGGUCACUCAGCUGUUCUCCUCAGCACAUUGUUGUUCCUGCCUUCAAGUCCUCUGCCACGACGCAUUGACCAAGAACCCUUUUCAGUUCUUUGGUUCCAGUAGCUGAAAUGGAUUGGGCCGCGCCAGCUGCCAAGCUGAAUCCUUACAGCCGAGCACGUAUGACAGAGGCCUGGCAGCAGCACACUGUCGCUCCACCUCCUGUCGUCCACACCAUCCCACCUGGAGCUGAGAAUGCACUGGGCUGUGCUGUGUAUGGUAUUGUACUGCAGCCAGAUGCUACGUCUCUACAACAGCAACAGGCACAGCAUGGACAGCACAGCCAUCAGCAGCAUGGAAGUGGGCAACACAGCCAUCAACAGCACCCCACCCAGUCCCAGCAGACCUCCCUGCAGGUGGGAGCAGAGGGAGGACAUAAGUGUGGGGCUUGUGGACAUGAUAUCUCUCAUUUAGCCAACCCACAUGAGCACCAGUGCAUGGUGAAUCAGGAUAGGUCUUUUCAGUGCACUCAGUGCAUGAAGAUUUUCCAUCAGGCAACAGACUUAUUAGAACACCAGUGUGUUCAGGUGGAGCAGAAGCCAUUUGUUUGUGGGGUGUGCAAGAUGGGCUUCUCGCUUCUCACCUCAUUAGCCCAGCACCACACGUCGCAUAACAGCACCAACCCAAUGAAAUGUUCAAUAUGUGAAAAGACCUACCGACCUGGCUCCUCUGGCAGUACCACACCGAACUCAACCUCUCAGCAGACCAGCAGUGAUGGGGCGUCAGCGAGCAGCAGCUCGUCCAUUCUACCUUUUCCCUCAGCCAGAGACCGGCCGUAUAAAUGCCCUGUCUGCCAGAAAGGCUUCAAACACCUGUCGGAGCUCACGCGUCACGAGCGGGUGCACACCGGAGAGAAACCCUUCAAAUGUGACACUUGUGACAAAGCCUUCAGCCAGUCGUCUCAUCUACAGCACCAUCAGCGAACCCACAGCAACGAACGCCCUUUUAAGUGUGCUGUAUGUGAAAAGAGUUUUAAGCAUCGCUCCCACCUUGUGCGCCACAUGUACGUGCAUUCUGGUGAGCACCUGUUCAAAUGCAACCUAUGUGAGUUGCAUUUCAAAGAGUCAUCCGAGCUCCUCCACCAUCCUUGCCACCCGCAGGGUUCUCGCCCGUUUCGCUGUGCCACAUGCGGGAAAGGUUUUAAGAGGCCCUCCGACCUUCGGCAGCAUGAACGCACGCACUCUGAGGAGCGUCCCUUCCACUGUGACGAGUGUCAGAUGAGCUUCAAGCAGCAGUAUGCACUGAUACGCCACAGACGCACACACAAAGACCCCACAGACCGGCCGUUUAAGUGUAACCUGUGUGACAAGGGCUUCAUGCAGCCCUCUCACCUCCUCUACCACCAGCACGUCCACGGCUUGGACAACUUGUUUAAGUGCGCCUCAUGCCAGAAGGAGUUCAGCCAGUCAGGAGAGCUGCUCAGGCACAAGUGUGGCGAGCCCUCCAACACGUCCCCUGACAAGCCGUAUAAGUGUGACGUUUGCGGCAAAGGCUACAAGAAGAGUUCCACGUUACAGCGCCAUCAAAACUCUCACUGCCAGGAGAAGCCCCUUAAGUGCUCACUGUGUGACCGUCGCUUCCUCUCCUCUUCGGAAUUUGUCCAGCACCGCUGUGACCCAUCUCGGGAGAAGCCGCUGAAGUGUCCCGACUGCGAGAAACGGUUUAAAUACUCAUCGGACCUGAACAGACAUCGACGCGUACACACGGGGGAGAAGCCCUACAAAUGCGGCCACUGCAACAAGGGCUUCAAGCAGCGCGAGCACCUCACCAAACACCAGAGCACGCACUCCAGAGAGGGACAGUUUAAGUGUGUGUGGUGUGGGGAGCGCUUCAGUGACUUAGGCUCUUUGCAGGACCACACGGUGCAGCACACGGCUGAUGGAGGCGGUUACCCAGUCCCCCAGUGCUUAUAAAGACAUUUGUCCAUGAGCAGACGGUCACAUAAACAGCUUUUCCCGUUGUAUUUUUCUCUGUGGGCUGUUGAUUCGGCCAAACAAUCAGCACAUUUGCACAACAGUGCAAUUACACUCAUUCCAUCAGUGCUACAGCAGGUCUUUCAUGUGUUGCUAACCAGCCUGAAACUCAACAUCAUCCCAACUGCUCCGUGCCCUGAAACAUAGAGGACUGUUUUGUCCCUUUUUAAAAGUUCUUUAUUUUCUUAAACUCAAGCAGUGAAAAGGCCACUUAACUCCCAUUAACCAUCCUUUUAAUAACUUAAAUAACUUUAUCUUUAAUAACUUGGUCUUCAGACCAAUGCAUUUGUUUAUCCCCACACAGGAAAUCUAAAAACAUCCACUGCUCUGGAUUAUAUUGUUCACUCUAUAUAUGGAAGGAGACAGCGAGAGGGUAGACUGGGGCUUAAUUGUUUUAUAAUAGAAGGGUUGUGAUUAUUAAAACCUGUGAGAUGAUGCCUGGAUUUAUGGAUUUUCCAUUUUGUAGCAAACACAAGCCUAAAGCUGCACCUGAUGCCAAAGGUGCGUAGUCUGACCAGCCACCUGUUCCCCAACAAUAAUAUCCUUAAUGGCUACUACAAACGCCCCCCUCCAACAUGGGCAUAUAUACAAAUACAUAUACUUCACACCAAUGAACUUGUCUUCUUCCUGCAGAGGUCAGUGCUGUUAGACUAAACAAAACUAAACAGCCUGUACAUACUAUGAAUGUGAGUCUAGUGCUGGAUGAGUUCUCACAACUUGUCUGUCUUUAAAAGAAAAUGUACUGAAGAACUGUUUUUGUAUUCUUGCUACUUUUUACCAUGUAAAACGUUUUAACAAAUGCUAUUUUGUGGUUUUUUUGUAGUCCAUAUAGUGAUUGUAAUGGUAUGUUGCAGGGAUUCUCAAAGCACUGUGUGUGAGAGUGUGUGUGUGUGAGAGAGAGAGCUCUGUCAGAAAGGCACAGAUUUGUAUUAGAAGUGUUUAAACAGAUGUGCGCCUUGAUUUGUUUAAUUUACUAACGCAGUUGUUUGUCGGGGAGAAUUAUUAUUUCUGCAGCUGGUGUGAAACCUUCACCUCGCCCUGAGCUUGUGUCUGAAGGUAGUUUAACGAGCUGAUCGCUAUGAAGUUGAUGAAGUCUGGAACCACCAGUUGAUCCUUCGUCUGUAGUUAAAUCCUGGUUUGAGUGCAGUAUUUAUUACAGACAGAUUCGGCCACAUCAAUGGAAGCUUUGAAGUUCUGCUAAACCUUUGUUGGGCCUUAUGGUGGCGCCGCAGCGCUCCUCUGCCUUCUUUUCCUCCUCCGCUUUCUGCUUGUAACCAUGCGAGGUCAAAUAUAUGCUAGUUGGUUUCACGAGCUGCCAUGUUUUUGCUUUCUAAAUCUGGCAUCUGGACUUUGGCAAGACUUUAUUAUUACAAUAACUGAAAUUGAAUAAGUACUGUAUUUUUGUUAUUGUUUUACAUUUGUUUAUAUUGUUUUUUUACUGAUUUUUAAAAUUGCAAUGACUAUAGUUUUGGAGGGAGAGAACCAGGGCCUAUGUUUUUUUGAAACAUCUGUAAAACUUGUAUUAAAAUUGUGUCCAGUUGAUGCUGAGGCCAGAUCAUAGGUUUUUCAGGUGGUUGUGUAAAGUCUGAACAACCACAACACAAACGCUGUUCACAUUUGCCAAGAAGCGACUUGUUAAUUGGUGCUGACACAUCAUCAGAUGUUGAUAAUGAAAAUAGACACUGCAGGAUGAGGACCUCACAUACUGCUGAGUGCUGACAGUAGACUUAACAUUUGUAGUAGUAAUAAUAAUAAUAAUAAUAAUAAUAAUAAUAAUACAAGUGUGCGUUGAAAGCCAAAGAAUAAUUCCAGCCCAGCGUUUGCUCUUAGUAUUAAUGAGUGUGACUGUCUGUCCUGUGUAUUACUGAGUACUCUGGCAGUAACCAACCAAUGCAAUGUGAAAUCCUGCAUUUUGUCGUCACAUGCUUGUUGGUUCUGGAUUAGGUCCAUCACAUUUCAACAAGCAAUCAGGGAAAGCUGAGAUCUGUACAAGCACAAAUCAAAGAAACCUACCAUUCUAUAUAAAGUGAAGAAAUGAAGCUGGCCACUUUAUCUUGAUUUUGGUUUCUGCUCAGUUCCAGAGAAUGAACUCAUCAGACCCUGGCGUCUCUCGCUCUCUGCAUGCUUUGCUAUGUUAGUUCCUGUGUUCUGUCCCUGGGAACUGGUGCCCACCCACCUCACUCUCCUCCCUUUACAGCACUGUUCCCUCCUAUAGCUUUUUCAAAUUGUAUCGUAGUUUAUGUGAAAGAUGUGGAAAAAAACAAUUGUUGAAAAGGGAAAAAAAAACUUUGUGGCGACGUACCGUUUGUGUACAUUCAUGCUAAGAUUAUCUGUAUGUAUGUAGCAUUCAAUUACACACAGCACUAACAAAUAAAACUUUUUUUUAUUUGUAACA